UUAUUUGAACCCCGCCUCGUAAUCUCCAAGAUCACGUGGAUUAGAUCCUAAGCACCCGUUUGCUCAGUCGAAUCCAUAAAAUCCAUUCAACUUUUAACUUUUCCCGAUGAUUAUGCAUUAUUGAGUAUACACUCACCCCCCAAAACAGCAAGACCUCCAGAGCCAUGGGACAAAUUCUUGAAAAAGUUCAAGGGAAGGAAUGGAAAGAAAGACAGAUACAAAUGAUUAGCAACAAAAUUUUUAAUCGUGUCAAGAGUGAUACUGGAAAGACUAAUCUGACAUUUGAAGAGCUCUAUAUUGCUGUGUUACUUGUUUACAAUGAUCUUAAUAAGCGUUUACCUGGUCCUCAUUUUGACCCCCCUUCAAAGGAGGAAAUUAAGAAUCUGAUGCAGGAGAGUGAUAUAAACCUUGAUGGUGAACUGGACCGCGAAGAAUUUGUAAAGUUCAUCCGCCGGCUAACAAAGGACACAUUUUUCACAGUGAGUCAGGGAUUGAUCCUUACUCUGGCUGUUGCUCCAACAGUGGCCUUGCUGACAAAAAGGACAACGGAGAAUGUCCCAGGUGUCGGCAAAGUGGUGCAGAAAAUACCCAAUUCAGUCUAUGCAUCCCUCGUGACCCUUGUUAUCGUUGCAUUUCAACAAGGUGCUGAGAGGUCAUAAAGACUCAAAUUCUUUCGACUUUGUUAUGUAAAGAUGGCUGCUUGUUUUCAUGCUAGUAGGAUUGGCUGAUCAAUACGUUGCUUCCUGGUGCUUAAUAAAACAAUGCAGGAUCCUAAGUAAAUAAUGUGUUUAAGUUGGCAAUUUGUCGAAGUUAUUGUUGCCUUCAUAGCUUUAAAUUUCUGUUCUGAAUAACAUGUAAGUAUGAUUUUUCUGCUGUAGUACUACACAGUGAUGGAGAAUCUCUCUUGUCAAAAGUGGCUUGUGUCCCAGUUUCUGUUGUGGUCUUUGCCUGUGUUUUCACCAUUCACUGCCUUAGCAUGUCUGGUGUCCAUGGAAACACUAGGUUCCAAGUUCA
Sesamum indicum (sesame) is the source of this 1014-nucleotide messenger RNA. Its product is annotated as Calcium-binding EF hand family protein. The record is from RefSeq and is a predicted model, not a curated record. Gene Ontology annotation, molecular function: calcium ion binding. NCBI's taxonomy places the organism in Eukaryota, Viridiplantae, Streptophyta, Magnoliopsida, Lamiales, Pedaliaceae.